UUUUACAUGUGACUAAGGGAAAACCCCGAAGUGCGAGCGCAGACGUCCGCUACACCUCGUCCCUUUGUCUAUUUCCGGUAUCUAAAAAACAACAAGUGUUCGUCAUGGCGUCAUUAGUUCUCAAGAUAGCAAUUAUUGGGCUUGCUUUGUCGUCGUUGGUGACAAACUGUGGAGCUGUUUCUGUGGGUGGCGGCGCCGCAGAAGACUGCCGGGUGUUUGUGAUCAGAAACUUUUUGGACAACACCACGAACACGCUUCUGGCUUUCCGAGUCUCUCAAGGGGGCCUGCAGUACGCCAAGACAGCCUCCCAAACCCAGCCUUAUGCCUGGUCCAAAUGGGUGGAGCUAGGAGCUCCCCCCGGUAGUAAAAACCCUUCCAAUGUUUCUGCAAUUGCUUCAAACCCCGUGGGCCUUCACGCGAGCAAAAACCAAACCCAGAUUUUCGUCCAGGCAGGCGACGGGCAGGUUUACACAAUAAGUCAAGAAUUGACGGGAACAAAGGUAGCCUUUGGGAAGUGGACCAAGUUGUCCCCCCUGGAGUACCAGAGUGGGGCGGUUCUGAAUGGCCAAGACUCUGUCACCAUUGGGACGUAUAAGAGCCAGAUUGUCAUCUUUGCUCGUUCGGUGACUGGGAAGUCAGGACUCUUCUGGUGUAAAGGAGAUGACAGUGGCAGAUUCUCCCCCUGGAAUAGAAUCGGCGAUGCCUUAGAUGUGCACCUGUUUUCAGAUGCCACAGUCAUCUUUAACACAUUCUCUGGCUACUAUGAAGCCUUUGCAGUGAUGAACGAUGGCUAUGUUUACCGGACUUGGCAGAGAGAUGACACACGCUGGGCAAACUGGAGGAGUAUGGGCAUUUUCCAACCUAAGGUCACCUCCAAGAGCCGACCUGUUUCCAACGUGAUGUCGCAUAGCUUUGCCAAUGGUGUCCUGGAAGUAUUUGCUCUCGGAGCAGACGGCACAGUCAAGCACAUCUUCCAGACAACCUGUGACAGGGUGGACAACCCCUGGGGCUACUGCACCUGGGGCUUGUGGCACACCCUGUCGGGCAAGGUGCCUCCUACCAUGGGAGCCAAUGUCAUCGCAGCGGGUACUAACGUCCACCUGGGUGGGGAGUUGUUUGCUGUUGACACCAAGGGAAAACCCUGGCACAUUUGGCAGUUAGAGAGGGGAAGUUCUUGGAGUGACUGGCAGCAGGUUCUCACCUCCGGACCCGCACAGCCUGCUAUCAUCGGCAAACCUUUCGUGAGCAGAGAGGAGAAGCUGUGGUGGAGGGUCUUUGCACUGAGCGGAAAUGGAACGAUGGUUGUGGUGGAGCAGGCGAGGUCUUUGGAUGCUGACCCAAGCCGGGUGGCAUAUGGGGGUAAUCUAACAGUGUCUUGGUCUGUACCACUGGAUGAAGCCACAAAUAUGGACUGGAUUGGAGUCUACCCAGCUGGGGCCAAUAACGAUCAGUAUGUAGACUUUAGGUAUGUACAAGGAGGCCAGAAUCCUAUGGAUAAUGCAGUACCAAAGGGGAAAGUUGCACUGGAAUCCUACCUUCCGGAUGGGAAGUACGACAUUCGCUAUCUGGUCAACAGACAGUUUGUUGAUGUGAUUGAUAAAUCCGUUGUAUAUUACGGUGGAAGCCGUGACGCGCCUUGGGUACAAGUUUAUAGGGGGAUCUUCCGAGGCUUGGGUACCAAGACCACCGACUUCAAGCAGUGCGUGCAAGACGGAAACAAGACCGUGGCCACAUUCAGGGAAUCCUUUGAGGCAUUCCGCAACAGAGAGGUGUACAAGGGUCUUCAGGUGUUUGGCAUGGGCCUGAAGGAUGUCGUGGAGACCUUAAGAGUCUGCCUGGAGACGGACAUCGCCAAAGCGGUGGAGCGAUUUGUGGAGGACCUCACCACUUGCAUUGAGGGCCACUGUGAGCACUUCGUCAUCGAUGCCCUUGACAUCUUGCUCAUCUUGUACGAGGACGUCUACGAGAUUUUCGGAGACAUCCGGGCCGCCUCCAAUUCCUUCAACGUGGCCAGUGCCUACGAGCAGGGUGGACUGUGCAUUGGCCGCGUGGUGAAUGUUUGUAUCAGUUUGCCACGGCAGAACAAAACCGAGUAACCAAAGAAGUCUGACAAGAUAAUAAAACGAUGCAGUAAAUAAUUAGACAAAAACAUGUAAUAUGCAAUAUUACAGAGCUUUUUGUGUCAUUGACUUGCUGCCAAUGGAACUGCUUAGUCACAGGACCUGAAAUAAUUGGAAAAUAUUGUAACAAAAAAAAACUAUUUGCGCUUUCACUUUUCUUCUGUUGUAACAAUCAGGGGCCAAUUUCAUAGCGCUGCUUAAGCACCAAAUUUGCUUAAGCAUGAAAAAACCUUGCUUGACGAAGCAGGUAACCAACCCAAACUCCACGUGAUGUAUAUUGUUUUUGAAUGGUAUUCACCUGUCUUUUGGUUAGCACGACUAUCACAUAGAUUUUGAGCUGGUAACCUUUGUUUUUUAAGCAAGGAUUUUUUGCCCUUAAGCACAUUUUGUGCUCAAGCAGCUCUAUGAAAUUGGCCCCAGCUGGUCAACAAUUUGCCAGUACCUUAUCAAUCAGAGUUGUAACAGACUUAAGUUAUUUUUGUGCCAGUUACAGCAUUUACACACCGUUGCCUUGCCUUGGCCCGAAGGGCCCCUGCGGGCUGUGGCCACACAAUGGGAUACCACAUAAAACCAUUCUUUACACAUAUAUAGUGGAAUUUCUGUGGUUGAGCCGGCUUGAUACUUCACUAUAAAACCUUGCUGUAGUCUUAGCUCAGUGUGGGUUUGGGACUGGGCUUGGGCUGUGUGAGUUUUUUUUAAUUUUCCAACCACAUGUACCAGUAGGCCUGCACUGCUGUGGUCUGGUUUAUUACCUUUGAAGCAAGAUAUAGGAUGGAGAGCACCCCACCCCCCACAGACACACACAUUGCGUUGGUUGUUGUUUGAUUGGAAUCUCAGGCCGUGUCCAAAACGGGCUUCCAGAGCUACGGCUAGGUCUAUUGUCUACGCGUCUCCAAUAGAGUGAAGACCUAGACUUAGCUCUAGACAAGAGAUUCAGAUGCAGCCCCAGGAAUUCUUGACAGACAUUUAGGGGGGGCUGCUUUAGGUAAUAAUAGUCUGCAGUGUGUAUAGGGAUUGGACAUGUAGGGGGGUACCCCUCCGUCCCAUAUCUUGCUGGGUAUAAUUUUCAAAAUGGAAAAGUUCAUUCAUUUGUUUUUAAGCAACCCCAAGUGAUGAGCAUAGGAAUGAUGUAGCAAAAGAAUGUAAAUUUGGAAACAGAAAAGUUUACUCUCAUGUGUAAAUUUUGAAAAAAGCCAUUUUGGGGGGGGGACAUUUUUGUAUACUGCUUUUUUGAAGCAGGUUUACACAUUUUGACAGUUAUGCUGGGAAAACAUGUCAGUUUUUCGCGCUUUUUUUUUUUAAUCGAGUAACAGAUUUUGGUGAUCGAAAAAGGAUUUUGCUGGAAUUGCUAUCAAGGCUGCGUAUUGCAGGUCAGAAAUUUGUGACUAUCACAAUCGGCAGAUGGAUAACAUUUUAAUAGUUCCAGAUACUUUCAAGACAGGAAACCUUUGAAGCUUUACAGUGAUGUGACAGACAAGUAUCGUGUCUUCAGAUUUUGGUGUUGGAUAAAUCCACAGAUUAUUCACUCGCAAGUCCUUGUGCAAAAUGUGUUGCAUAAACUUGCCUCGUUUGGACUUCCUCUUAAACAAGGGCUCAAGAUCUUUUUUCUCUUAAUGAACAGCUUUAUCUUGGAAUUUUGGCUGGGUGCAGUUGGUCAGCUAAUCAUUGUACAGAGACCUUCGGAAUGAAAGUGACAUAAUAAAGUUUGUUCAUGAACAGAAGA
This is a messenger RNA of Acanthaster planci (crown-of-thorns starfish), 3843 nucleotides long. RefSeq lists its product as uncharacterized. The record is from RefSeq and is a predicted model, not a curated record. Lineage: Eukaryota; Metazoa; Echinodermata; Asteroidea; Valvatida; Acanthasteridae.